AGUAAAAAUCUUGUUUCGUUCUGUUCUGUCAUUUUCCCAUUGACAUGAGACAUAAGAAAUACUUUAACGACAGGUACAUCGUUUUAUAUUCGCGUCUAGGUUGGAGCAGUGAAUUUCAAUAUUCUCCACAACUUCCUUCACAUUUUGCUACAUCAGAUAAGUUUGCAAUCGACCAAAGUCGAGUAUCGAGGUGAGGAUGCUAAUCGUAUCAAGGUAAAACAGUACAUUCCUCCAUUGCAAAUGAUUUUAUUUAAUCCACGCCUGCGCGAGCUUAGUUCAUCCGUAUUGACGGGAGAAAUUCAUAAAAUCAAAUUCUAUAACGAGCUUGCGAUGUAGCUCACGCACGUAAAUAAAAAAUAGCAAUAUUCAACAAUUUUAUAUUUGUAGACGUUAGUUAGCUCGCUAAAAGCAGGGCCGACGCUUUAUCUCCAAGAGUACAAUAUCAUCGGCGAAUCCGGAAACGUACAAGAAAGUGUUCGCCCUGGCGAUACCAUGAACAUUCAAGUGGAUGUGGUAAUUGAAGACAAACCUGAAUCGUCCGCGGAUUUGAAAAGGACUAAGGGUACCAGGCAAAAGAUUGGUUCUGGCGCGGAAGGCGAAAGCGAAACUGUUAUAUUCGUUGAACCGAUCGUCGAUGGCGUAGCUCCCACUGCACUAGGGUUUAAACGACUCGAGCAAACUGUAAAUGAACUUCAACAACGGUUUCAAGCGCUGGAAGAGUUAGCCACAACCCCUGAACUUAUCGAACGACUGAAGGGUAAGAUCACUGACCCCGUAACCGAUGUCUGGCAAGUUAUCAACAUCACCAAAAGACUGGACGCUAGUGAACAAGGUAUUGAUAAGGUAUAACUUGAUUACUGUGACUGUUAUUUAAUCUGACAAUGGAAAUAUCGAUCGCUCAAUGAAAUUUUUUACUCACUAUGCAAUUUUUAAUUUAUACGAUACAUUUUUCUUUAUGGAAAUCAUGAAAUAUGCAGAAUGUCUCAACUAAAUGUAUAGGACAAAACUAUAGGAAUUCAUUAAAAAA
Messenger RNA from Ceratina calcarata, 1027 nucleotides. RefSeq lists its product as uncharacterized. The transcript is spliced from 3 exons. The coding region runs from base 493 to 849 and encodes 118 amino acids. The record is from RefSeq and is a predicted model, not a curated record. Lineage: Eukaryota; Metazoa; Arthropoda; Insecta; Hymenoptera; Apidae.